CGCGCAGUAUUGGCCAUAGCGCCGGGCAGUCGCCAUAGCGCACUACCUCGCCUUCCUCGUUGAGCAGGUCAUGGCUCCGCACCAGCGCCAGCGCGACGUCGUCGAGCCAUCGCCGGUGCCAGCCAUGCGCCCAUCGCCGGCCAAGACGGCGCGCCGCCACCGGACCAAGCAGACCACAGCGGCGCCCUUGAUCGCGACGCCGUCGCUGCUGACCAUUGAGCCGCUCGCGUCCUUGAUGCUACCCUGUCUGCGCCAGCGCGAUGGAGCUGCGUCGCCUGCAUCACAGCCGGUGCCAGUUGCGAGCCCAUCGCCGGCCAAGCGAUCGCGCCGCGCGUUGCAGCCCGAGGCUGCACGGGCUACGGCGACCCCGACGGGAGGCGUCCUUGAAGAGCUCCCACUGGCAUCGACAGCGCUACCACCCCCACAGAAAAAGCUGGGCCGGCCGAGAAAGAUGCGUGUCGAACGACCGCCUGCAACGAACGCGCCGCCGUCGAUCCUCGAGACUCUGUCGUCCAUGGUGCUACCGCCCCCCAAGAAGAAGCUUGGACGACCGCGAAAGAUCCGCGAGAGCCCAGCGCAUGUACCUACCUCGGAUGCACCUGCGAUCGUCCUCCACGAGGCCAGUGAGGAGGAACCAUGCGCCUUACGCCGACGGCGUGAGUCUGCACGCCGGCAACCAGCAAUCGAUCCAUCAAGCUCAGAAGCUGCACCGAGUCGCGUUCUUCGACAACGCCGCAUGUGGCCGAGCACGGAGGUGCGUCUCGCUCCAGAGGUCCUUGCACCGCCUUCGCCGGCCAUUGAAGUCGACACGAGCAUCUUUCCGCUGCAAGCGUUGGUUGCCCGCCUACCCGAGCCCAGCAGCGACAUGGACAGCGACAGCGAGAGCGUCUUUCGACUACCGUUCACGCCCGAAGAGAUUGCCGCCAUCGAGGCCGUGCCAAUACAGUGGUCGCCGCCCAAGUUUGGCCACAUUUCCAAGAACGUCUAUCUAAUCAAGAAGGCCGCGUCCGUCGAAACCCACGCCAACAAGUGCGCGUGCGCAGCUGGCGCGAUCUCCAAGGUCGGAAGCUCGUCCCGGCCGAUCGAAGCGCCUCGGAAAAAGGCCAAGACGGUAUCGCAGUCGCCAGCGUCAACCUAUUGCGGCGACGCGUGCCACAACAAAAUGCUGUAUAUUGAGUGCUGUGACCAGACGUGCUCAGCACCCGACCCCGACUUGUGCGUGAACCGCCCGUUCCAGCACCGCCAUUCCAAAGCGACGCGGGUGCAGUACAUGGCAGAGAAAGGGUUUGGGCUCGUGGCUGACGAAGCCAUGGACGCGCAAGCCUUUAUCCUCGAGUACGUUGGCGAGGUCAUCGACGCCGCGAUGGUCAAGGAGCGCAUGGCGGCGGCGAGCGCCAACCGCGAGACGCACAACUAUAUGCUCGAAAUCGAGAAGGACAUAGUCAUUGACGCGCGUCUGAAAGGCAACGUGAGCCGCUUCAUCAACCAUUCGUGCGAACCCAACGCGCGGGCCCAGAAAUGGACGUGUCAGGGCGUCGUGCGCAUCGGGAUCAUGGCGCUGCGCCCGAUCGCGGUCGACGAAGAGAUCACGUUCGACUACCAAUUUAUCCACUUUGGCGGCCGCAAGGUGCAGUGCCAUUGCGGCGCACCCGGAUGCAAGGGCGUCUUGGGCGGCAACCUCCAGGGCUCCUCUGGGCAGAACCCAUCGACACCCGCGGAUGCCGAGCACGAGGCAGCAAGCCAGAAGCUGCCGCGACCGCAAAAAUCCUCCUCGCUCAGUGUCUUCAAGAACGCGCAGCUGCACCGGGACUGGCUCGCCAAGUACGGGGCGUCCAACCGAUCGUCGCCGCCGCUCUUCCUCGCCCACCGCGUUCCAGAUCUCGUCGACGUCGACUCGCACCAUGCCACGAUACUCGAGCACCGCCGGCCGCUCGAAGCGGCGCGGGUGGCGGCGCCGACGACCUUGGCGCUCGCGCAGCCGCUCACCAAAUCGUACUUGGCCGGUGGCGUCCUCGACUACUCGGACGAGCUGCGCAGUGUGCAAAAGCGAGCCGCCCCGUCUGCUCCGCCGCGUCCGUUGAGCCGCGUCAACCUCUUGGAUGCCCGGUCCAAGCUCUUUGAUGACAUUCGGCGAUUUGUGCGUGGCACGUCGCGCUGGAACAAGCGCCUCAACAUCGCCGCAAGCGACUUGGACGACGCCCGCGUGCGCCGCCUCUUGGAGAACGUGGAAGAUGGCAUGAACCUCACGCGCGGCGACACGGCCGACUUGAACGAAGACGCGUGUCAUCGAUGCGGCCAAACCGGCGAGCUCAUUUGCUGCGAUGGGUGCCCCGCGGCCUUCCACUUGUCAUGCGCCGGCCUUUGCAUCGUGCCACCAAGUACGUGGUUUUGCCCGCCCUGCCGCCGGCAGCACGUGCCCCACGUCUCGAACCGACACCGCGUCCAAGUGGCGCCGUCGAUUUUCCAGCAGCAGCCGACGAAUGCGCCGGCGACGGGCCCACAGAAGCGGUCGCGUCGGAAACGCAAGGCGCCGUAGCAGCAGGAACGACGAGCAUCGACCCGUUGAACAUGAUGGAAAUGGUAUUAGAUGUCGUCCUUGAC
Saprolegnia parasitica CBS 223.65 is the source of this 2601-nucleotide messenger RNA. RefSeq lists its product as hypothetical. The record is from RefSeq and is a predicted model, not a curated record. Gene Ontology annotation, cellular component: nucleus; chromatin. The transcript has 11 exons. The coding region runs from base 71 to 2536 and encodes 821 amino acids. Gene Ontology annotation, molecular function: DNA binding; histone H3K36 methyltransferase activity; protein binding. Lineage: Eukaryota; Oomycota; Saprolegniomycetes; Saprolegniales; Saprolegniaceae. Gene Ontology annotation, biological process: regulation of DNA-templated transcription.